Mucor velutinosus is the source of this 2043-nucleotide messenger RNA. RefSeq lists its product as uncharacterized. The transcript is spliced from 9 exons. Gene Ontology annotation, cellular component: cytosol; ribonucleoprotein complex; nucleus. The record is from RefSeq and is a predicted model, not a curated record. The coding region runs from base 1 to 2043 and encodes 680 amino acids. Gene Ontology annotation, molecular function: mRNA 3'-UTR binding; poly(U) RNA binding; poly(A) binding. Lineage: Eukaryota; Fungi; Mucoromycota; Mucoromycetes; Mucorales; Mucoraceae.
AUGACGACAGUUAAACCUAUUAUUAAGCUUCCACCUCGCAGUAAAUCAUGCUCCACUCGUUCAACUUACCAGGACAUGAUGUCCCCUUAUGACCCCCAAUCUAUUGUAUCAAACGAACUCUAUUUCGAGGACAAGGAGAAUAGACUUCAAGAUUAUGACAUUCAACAUCUUUUGCAAGAAUACGGUCUCUAUCAGAUCAAGAGAGAACGAGGUGGCGGAUAUUUAAGCUUCCCGGAUUCCAAAAUGGCGGAUAGAGUGUACUCGUUGUUCAAUGGUUACAUGUUUGCAAAUCAGACGGUGCUCAAAUUUAGACUGUCCUUCAACGAUCUGAAUGACCCUCAACCUGAGGGAUACAUUUUGGAAAUUAGACAUUUGCCCACACACAUGGAUCAUAAUUCAUUGUAUGACAUAUUCCGUCCUUUUGGUCCCUUGAACAUCUGUAAACCCAUUGCAGAAGAUGGGACGCUCAAAGGAAAAGCACUUGUUCAAUUCUUUUACAAAGAGGAUUCAGACGCUGCUGUCAGCAGUUUGAACAACAAGAUGAUUGAUGGCAACACCAUUCAAAUUCAUGCAUUGAUGAUGAACACGUUUUCAUCCUCCCGCUAUAUGACCCAAUCCAUGUCAACCCCUACCUCCGGUACUACCGCCAUGGUAGCAGCUGAACCUAUUAAAGAAAGCACUGGCUUUGUCGACUAUAUGAACCUUUACGUCAAAAAUCUCGAUCCCACUGUCGACAAUACUGAUUUGUUCAACAUUUUCCGCAAAUAUGGCCGCAUUGUCUCGGCUCGAGUGAUGAGUAACCCUGCCACUGGAUUAUCAAAGGGUUAUGGUUUUGUAAGUUUCGGAAAACCUGAGGAAGCAGCACUCGCCCUGAAGGAAACAGAUGGAAUGCAAUACCGCACCAAACCCAUGAUUGUAGCCUAUCAUGAGCCCAAAAAGCCCCGUCAAGAGAAAUCAACUUCCACUACCACAUCGUCCUUUCAUUCGCCUCCUCCAACUGCUUCUAUUGAUUAUGCCACAACUCCUUACUUUGAAACAAGGCAUCCGCAUGAAGGCAUUGACAAUGUAGAUCAGUUGGCCAUAAAUCAUGUCAAGGACCUGUCAGUUAGUGGCACUGCACCACCUCCACUACGAAGAAAUUUAUCCAUGGAAAACAACUCAUUCUCGCCUCCACCUAUUCGCACAUCACCUCAGUUUGCCUCUCGCCCAUCACUCGCAUCAUUGGCAUCGGGUGCCAGUAUUCAACAAGCUCCUGUUUCUGCCAUGUACGAAAAGAUGGAACAAGAAAAGAUUUUGGAAGAGAAACCUCGCUCACUGCGUCGCAAGGGGUCUUUAGAAUCAAUCAGUUCUGUCAUGACUGAAUCAAGCGCACAAAUUCAACGUCAACGCAUGACAGAAGCUGUCAAACGUUGCGGAAGCUAUGGCAAUGAUCUUCCAGACAUUGUAGACAUGCUCUUGACACUCAAAAAGAAGGAGAGGUCCAUCUGUCUGUUCAACCCUGAUUUCCUUAAAGACAAGAUCAAUGCAGCAGUUGAAGCAUUAGAGAUCUGCGAAGAUGACGACGAAGAAGACGAUCAAGAUGAGAUACAUCGACAGAUGAUGAUUGCAGAAAAGAAAAAAGAAAACAGAGGCGUUGAGAUUAAAGCAAGAUCCUAUGUUCCCAGUCCUCCCAAAUCACCUUUGAAAAAGAGAAAAAGCGUGAGCCCACCACGCGUUGCCAACCGCACAGUUGCUGUUGACAAUGUCGUUAUACCUCCUCGUCAAUCCAAAGCUAUACCCAUCAUUGCACCUCCUAUUUUAGAUACACCAAAAGCUGCAGAGAUCAAAGCCAUGUUGGCAUCGUUUGAAGGCAAGGCGAUACAUGAGAAAAAGCAACUUUUAGGAGAUCAAUUGUUUCCCUUGGUGAAGGCUACUGGCAUCAAACAUGCCCCCAAAGUGACCAUUCGUUUGUUGGAUACGAUUGAACUGGAGACUUUGGCCAAGACCAUGUUUGACAAGGAAGCACUCAAGACUCAAGUGGACAAAGCAUUUGCUAGUUUAUAA